This is a messenger RNA of Vigna angularis (adzuki bean), 1682 nucleotides long. RefSeq lists its product as uncharacterized. Gene Ontology annotation, biological process: protein dephosphorylation. Gene Ontology annotation, molecular function: protein tyrosine/serine/threonine phosphatase activity. The transcript has 6 exons. Lineage: Eukaryota; Viridiplantae; Streptophyta; Magnoliopsida; Fabales; Fabaceae. The coding region runs from base 130 to 1203 and encodes 357 amino acids. The record is from RefSeq and is a predicted model, not a curated record.
GACUUCUCUGAGUUUCUCAGAGUCUCACCCGCAUACACACACGUUCAGUUUCCAAACACAAUCGACUUUAAAUUUGAAUUUGAAUUUGAAUUUGAAUUUGGAUUUGGAUUUGGAUUUCGAUUCACUGUGAUGCCUUACACGGUACGAGAGAACCUCUCGAUCGGCAACAUCGGCGACGCGGCCGGGAUUCUUCAAAACGACACCGUUCACAGUGUCACGCACAUUCUCUCCGUCCUCAGCUCUGCCUCCAUCUCCUUCUUCACUGAAUGGCGUCCCAGUAUCUCCAUCCCUGCCAAGGAAAUCACCAAAGUCCAUGUGGCGGACGCCGGUGCUAGUGCCGCCAAAUCGGCGCUCGCGCCGGAUAAGCUUCUUUACUCGCUCGAGUACGCCGGUCGUGACUUGAAGCUCGUGAGGAUGGCCGUGCCUCUCCGAGACACCGAGAACGAGAACUUGUUGGAUUACCUGGAAGUUUGCAUCGAUUUCAUUGAUCGCGGUCGGAAGGAAGGUUCCGUUCUCGUCCACUGUUUCGCCGGAGUUUCCAGAAGUGCGGCGGUUAUUACGGCUUAUUUGAUGAGAACCGAACGUCUAUCUGUAGAAGAUGCCCUUGAAUCGUUGAGGCAGAGCUGUGAAAAUGUUUGUCCCAACGAUGGUUUUCUAGAGCAGUUGAAACUGUUUGAGGGGAUGGGUUUCAAGGUUGAUCACUCCAGCCCUAUAUACAAGCGCUUUCGUCUAAAAGUACUAGGUGAAAAUCAUUUAUCAGGGUUGAGGAUAGACAGUUCUAAAUUUGGUGCAGAUCCUGGCAUGCCUGUCGAAAUUUCUUCAGGGACAGAAGAAACCACUAAAGUAGAAAAUAACCGGAGACCUACAUAUCGCUGUAGGAAAUGCCGACGACUUGUUGCAUUGCGCGAACAUGUCAUAGAUCAUGUUCCUGGUGAGGGUGAGACAGCCUUUGGGUGGAACAAACGAAGAGGUGGUAACCCUUUCAACAAAUCUAAAGAAUCUGACUGUUCAUCCAUAUUUAUUGAGCCUCUACGGUGGAUGAAAGCUGUUGAGGAAGGUGCAUUGGAGGGAAAGCUGUCCUGUGCUCAUUGUGACGCUCGUUUGGGAUACUUCACUUGGGCAGGCAUACAAUGCAGCUGCGGAAGCUGGAUAACCCCAGCAUUUCAACUCCACAAAAGCCGGAUAGACAUAAGCCCCAUGUAACCCUUCUUUCUCCACUUUAUGCAUAUCCUCAUUCCUCAGUAAGGGAUGCACCCUAUAUUUUUGUCGUUGUUCUUGGACUUGUGCUCUGCCUCAAGCUUUCGAAGUUGGUCCACUGCCAAUGAAGUAAUGGAAGGAAGGAUUGAAGUCUUGUUCAAGUAUUCCAGGUAAAACCAAUGCUGUUAUGAAAGGGAGGAUUAUAGUGUUACACUCUUGUGCUUCUUCCAGAAUGGCGUUUGGAGCUACGAUUAGAGAUUAAAAAAUUAGGGGUUUUAGAAAAUGGAGAGGCAUGAUUUGGGUUUUCAAAUAUUGGGAUUUGUUCCUUCAAUGAUUUUACCAUAAGCAAACAUGUUUUUCUGCGAACGAUUUUACCAUUGUACUUUUCUUUUCUUAUGCAAAUUUUUUUCUUGAGGUGUGAAGAAACUGGCUACAAGUUGAAAUACAUACGCAAAAACCCCAAUGCUGAUAUAUUAUUUCUAGUC